This is a messenger RNA of Paecilomyces variotii, 1786 nucleotides long. RefSeq lists its product as hypothetical. Bases 267 to 1346 code for a protein of 359 amino acids. The transcript has 7 exons. The record is from RefSeq and is a predicted model, not a curated record. Gene Ontology annotation, molecular function: dioxygenase activity. Lineage: Eukaryota; Fungi; Ascomycota; Eurotiomycetes; Eurotiales; Thermoascaceae.
ACAAUAAUUGUUCGCAAGGCGUCUCCGCUUGGCUUCCUCUUUAGGUUAAUAUUCUGAGUACCAGCAAGAACCUGGACUUUCUUGUAUCUUACUAUUACUCUGAUAGGGAAACCCCCUUCGGUUUUUUCUUGAGUUUAAGUUCCUGUUGCGAGCAAGACGGAAAUUUAAAUUCCAAGCAAAGACGAGUGUUAAGGUAUAAUUUCCUUGCAUCGCUAUACUCGGUUUCUCUCAUUCCAUAUCCUUCCGGGAUUUCCAGUACGAUCAUCAUGAGCACCACUCUCAAGACUCGCUUCGGCGAUAUCGCCAUCCAGAAGGACAUUGUCCAGGGAGACUUUGACAACAUUCCUAUUAUCGAUCUUGCUCCCAUGUCGAGUCCCAAUAUCGAGGAACGAAAGGAGCUAGCAAAGCAGAUUUACGAUGCUUGCUCGCGUGUUGGGUUCUUCUACAUCAAGAACCACGGUGUUCAGGAAGACCUCAUUCGCAAAGUCCACGAAGCGGCACACGACUACUUCGCUCUUCCGGAGGAUAAGAAGAUGGAGAGUUACAUAGGAAAUUCGCAGAAAUUCCGCGGUUUCAGCCCUCUCUAUGGAGAGCACUCAGACGAGGAGCUCAGCGACAAACCGGCUGGAAACCUGUCGGAAGCCUUUGACAUCGGAUACGAAAUUGCCGGCGACAGCCAGAAGGGCCCCGAUGACGUCCUGCCUCCAGACCACUACAGUCUAUAUGGAGGCAACCAAUGGCCUAAGGAAGAGCAUUUGCCAGGCUUCAAGAAAACCUACCUUGCCUACUUCCAGGAAAUCCUUGAGCUCAGUCGUCGCAUGAUGAAGAUUUUUGCUCUUGCCUUGCAGCUUCCGGAAGAUUAUUUCGAUGGUAUCGUGAAACAUCCGGGCUGCAUCUCCCGCCUGAUGCAUUAUCCUCCUCAGCCUGUACCUGGUGAGGAGGUCGCGGGUAUUGACACCCACACGGACUACGAAUGCUUCACUAUCCUCUCUCAAGAUAAGGUUCCAGCGCUACAAGUUCUCAACGUCAAAGGCCAGUGGGUUGCAGCGCCCCCGAUUCCUGGAACGUUUGUCAUCAACAUUGGUGACUUCUUUGCUUUCUGGACAAACGGCAUCUUCAGAUCGACUCUUCACCGUGCAACAAACCUAACCGGAGAAGAGCGGUUCUCCGUCCCCUUCUUUUUCGGUGUCGACUACGACGCCACUAUCUCUGUCCUUGAGAGCUGUAUCACUGCUGAAAACCCAGCUAAAUCUGGGCCGGUCAAGGCAGGAGAGCAUGUCCGCAAGCAACUUUCUAACACUUACAUCAAGUUUGGUGAGAAAGCAACGGUGGAAGCUGCUGCUUGAGCCAACUAUCGAAUAUUCUGGAAUGCGAAGCUAGUUGUUGAUUGUUCUACUGAAUGGAUUGUACCUAGUCAACUCUGUGUGGUUAGCCAAAUGAAUGUUCUCUCUAUUUGAAUAAUUAUUCACAAGUAUAUACAGAGCUUUAAUCCCGUAAGGUGCUGAUGUAAACCAUAUAGCCAUCUCUUCUUUCGUUGUACAUACAAGUAUAUUCAGUACCUGACAACUCCAUAAGGCGAGAGAUGGAGGGUGUUGCAAAAACCCCGCUUUCUGGCUUUAGCGGGGAGGGAUCUUCUUUGAAAACUCCAUGGAGCCUCUCCAUGGUCCGAAUAGGGAGUCUCCAGCUGGAUAAAUGUGGACUAGCUCUGUACUACUGUGUCAUCUGGAGCCCUGACUGACAAAUGAACCUUUGUUGUGGUAACAAUAUAUGGCGUUGGAGAAUGGGG